Messenger RNA from Drosophila elegans, 3845 nucleotides. RefSeq lists its product as uncharacterized. The record is from RefSeq and is a predicted model, not a curated record. The transcript is spliced from 5 exons. Bases 528 to 3587 code for a protein of 1019 amino acids. Gene Ontology annotation, molecular function: zinc ion binding. Gene Ontology annotation, cellular component: nucleus. NCBI's taxonomy places the organism in Eukaryota, Metazoa, Arthropoda, Insecta, Diptera, Drosophilidae.
UUUAUUUCGUUUUCUCGUCGCAACGCAAGUGCUGGUGAAAUCGGUGUGGCAAAAGUUUAUUUCAAGUGGAUAGAAUUAACGCACAGCCCCGGGUCUCAAGUUGGAGGCGUUCAGCGUAAUUGAAACACGCUAUAAUAAGCAUAGAAUAAUAAUUUCAAGUGGAAAUAUUUUUUUCCCAAAAACAUAGCAUAGCGAGUGCGGACAACGUACAAAUGAAAAAACCGAAAUGUGAGUUUGAGGGCGAGAUCGAUCAGUUGCUGUUUCUCUCUUUCUCAGCGCUGCGGAUUUGAGCUCUCUGCUUUCAACGAUCAAUACAGUUACAGUUUGUUAUUAUUUGUUUUUCAUUCUGCCAUUUGUAUUGCACGCUCUCAGAGGCCGCGCGACGACUUUCUCGAAUUGCAAGUGAAAAAUUUGUGAAAACGAAGCAGUGUGCAAGGCAAGCCACAUUACAAAUAGCAGUGUGUCAAGGCAUGUUGCGUGUGGAGCUCCAAGUUUGAAAAUAGAAGGCACAGCGUGAAACUCCAAAUAUGGAUGCUCAGUUUGAGCACUUAUGCCGCAUUUGCGCGGCCAACACAAAGAGCAAAACAAACUCAGUGGUCGAGAGUGUGUUUAUUUUCAAGACACAAGGCUUAAAGGAUAAAAUAUCGCGCCAUCUCUACCUAAAUGUGGCUGAAGAUGAUCCCUUGCCAAAAGUUCUGUGUAAGUCCUGUUACCGACAGGUGGAGGCCACGGCAUCGCUCUCGAAUAUAGCCAAACACACUCAGCUUGUGUUUCAGGACUUUUUAUUGAGCACACUGCCAAAGAAUGCGAGAGAAGCAGCUGCAGCACGUCUCAGCGUUCCACCCGCCUCCCAGAUCCCUGUGCGAAACGAGAAAAACCAGGCGCAAAUCGAUGAAUUCCGACCCAUUAUGCUGACCCGUGCACCAGAGACUUCUAUCGCAGUGUCAGUGUCCAAGCCCCAGGCGGGCGGUCGCCCUCGGGAUACUCUCGUGGUCACCAGUAAAUCCAGGGAGUCACGGUUCGACCCGUACUGCGAAACUGGCUUAGCUGGUGGUUCCUCACCUUCUGCCAUUGGCAAUGCCGCCGAAACAGCAAAUAGCAAUAAUGUGCCGGUGCGUCGCAACAGCGUUUUUGUGGAUAGUCGCUACGGAUCGGCCCCCAUGUCAAUCGCACAGCGCUCUAUGCAGCAUCUUCCGUCUUUGGUGCCUCUGAAUUUCGAGCCAUCGGUUUCCAAUUCCACAAAGAACAGUCUAGAGACGAAGCUAUCGCCGGCAGGAGUAAUUAAUUUCAUUCAGACGCAUGGACGCAUAACUGGGAAUGUGCCUGCGGUGGGCAAAGACGACUUAGCAGAAGAAAACAACGGGACGUGUACCAGAAAGGAGACCACAGCUUCUAAUGAGUCAACUUCCAACCUCAGCAAUAUAGGAAUGCUUAAUCUUCCCAGCAACGUCUUUCAACAAAAAAGUAGAAAUCUAAAAAAUACAUUGAAAAACAUUAAAGCAAUACGUAGCGGACAGGUGUCACUGCUUAAGUCGGCACAGAGCCGAAACAUAGCUGAAGAUAUUAGGCCAUUGGUUACAACUACCCUGGUACCCCAAUAUGUAGACGAACCUUCAGUGGAGGAAGCUCUGCCGGAGCACAUGAUCUUCGCGGCGCCAAAAAAGAAAAAGGAAGAUGACGAACUUAUUGUCCAGACACCGCCGACAAAGCUAAAGAAAAUUGUGCCCAGUAUCCCCAAGACGAUGCCUGCAACUCUCGACCUAACUUUAUCGAUUGAGUCGCAAGCUAAAGCUCCGUCAAAACCAAUACCCACUGUUAGAAGCCUAACUGAUGCGAUUUCCCUGGGAAGCGUUAUAAGGGAUCCAGACUUGUUGAUGCUUAUUCUCAAGGCACUAAAGUGGCCAGUGACAACAGAAAAUUGCGAUGAGCAAAUGACACGUUUAAAGAGUUCAAAGUUUGCUCUUAUUAUGUCAGACAACAAUCUCCUACAAGACACAGAUCUCACUCAGCUGUUAGGGCCAUAUUUGGCCCCCAUGCUGUCGGUUGUUCAACAACAGGACAAACAGUCAUUUUCUUCAACUAUCGCGUCAACACCUGCCACCAAUACUUCGCAGACGACAAAAGAUAUACUAAACCUAGCUGACUUAUCCAGCGCAAUGCCUUACAAGCUGCCGCCAGAGACGUCGGUUCAAUUAGUGCCUUCCAGUCCAACUGAGCAAGAACCGCCGCCAUUACGAAACACCAAGGCAGUUAGCGUUUCACCAGUAAAACGUCCACAAAGGAAGAUGCGUGUCCGUGAUCUAUCGGCUGGUUAUCAGACGAGCCUGACCAUGACUGCUACAACUUCAAAUGCAGCUCAUGUUAGUAACGAACUAUCCAAUAUCAACGCAAUGCUCAUUUCACAAUUCGGAUCAAAUCCAGCAGACGCGCUUAACGAGGCGUUAGUUUCGCUGCUAAAGCAGCAACAAGAAUCGAAAGAGCAGCGGAAUACUCGUCGACGGCGCAGUGGUUCUAGCAGCGUAGUUAAUUUGGAGGAUAUUCAGCUGGUUGAGCCCCAACCGUCACUAGAAGCCGUUUUAGAAGCCGAUCACUUUUCUCCACAAACCCAACCACCAUUAGUUGCAGGAGCACGGCAAAUUGUCAAAAGACGGAAGACAGUCAUUCAAUCGUUAAAACCAUCUGAAGUCGCUGUGUCUAAGAAGAGGGAACCACACACUCUGAAGAUGCCAAAAGACCAAUGUCCAGAAGCAACUCUAUUAAGGCAACUACCAGAAAUGGUUACUGAAAAAGGAUCAUCAAGUAAAGAAUGUACUGUCGAGCCUUCCCAGGCACCCACAAGUACCGUUUCGGAAGCCACAAACGGUUCCAAAGUGCUAGCCGAAAAUGCAGAACACACUAAAGUAACUGAGUCCGCCACAGAGAUUGAAACGGUUGGGGAUACUGAAGAUAGCAAAGCAGGCUCUGCAAUAAUUCGCAAAUCGGAAGUUAAAGCUGCGCUUGGCCAAAAGCUUUUGGAGGCGAUUGGUCUCCCUCAGCUAGGAAAAGACGUUGCGCCUGAGAGUUCACGCGACACCCUUAGAAGUGCCCUAAAACGUUCAUUAAAGCAGGCCCAGGAGCAUCAGCAGCAGCUGAAGCGGGGCAAGCAGGAAGAACCAGUAAAGCAACUGGCAGAUUCGACGACAAAGCUGAGCGCGGCCGAAUCAGCAGAUGAGCACAAGAAAGCCAUUGCUGAACGAGAGCUUGCUCUCCUAAACCGUGGCUCAAAAGCUGGUGAAGAAAACAAGAUUUCGGUUAAAGAUGAUAAAUCGGAUCGUACCGAUGUUAGUUCUUCCUCGUCGCGAAACCGCCGAAGCCGUAAAUCCAAGGCAAAUGCCGCAACCGAGGAUUCUGGCGGUGAAGAACAAAAAAGCGAUCGGUGGGAAGAAGAUGAUGAUUUACCAUUAAAGGCAGAUGCAGAAAAAGUUUUGGAAGGGAGUAGCAGUGCCAAUCGCCCGACCCGCACCAGCAAGACCCUAUCAAAGUAUUAUAAAGGACCUUCUCCUAAAUCGCAGCACGCCAUGGGUACGCGCUCGACACGUCAGCGUUGAGUAAAAAAAAUGGAUUUUAUUUAUCAUAUGAAAUAUAUUGGUUAAUUUUUGAAAAAUUUAUGCUGCUAAGUGCCGUCAUUAUCCAAAAUUAUCUGUGUACAAUGUACACGCUAAUGUUACAUCUUUUUUAGUUAUAUUAAAACUAACAUAAGCAAUGUCUAAAGUUCACAAAUCGUAUUAAGUUAAGAAGAGUGCAAACUUUAAUCCUACAGUUUGUAAAUAAAUAAAUAAGAAUAGUGCAACUAUUUAAAAACGGAA